UUAUGCUGAAGUGUCAUUUAUGUGCCGUGAUCAUCGCGAUGAACUGAUUUGUUUUCGAAUGUUUCUCAUAAAAGUGUGUUCACAAUAUUUACUAGUAAAUUUUGUUCCAAUCUUUUAUUCUACAGUUUUUUGAGUAUUGGAAAGAUAAAAAUGUCCGUAUCGUGGGUGGAGCUACGAGGUUUGUAUGGGAAGUACGUCAAAUGGGUCUCCAGCAAUCCAUCAGCGCUUGGAGAUGUAGAAAUGACGGUGAAAUGGUUAUCAUAUUUUAUUGCCGGCAAAAUCAACAAAUCUUCCGCGGCAUCCGAAUUGGUUUAUUCGUUAUCCAAUCUGCUUGUGUUUUACAAUGAUCGAAUCAUUGAAAAAGCCAAUAAUUCCAUCGUGUGUGCAGAAUCUGGACCAGUAGCAAGGCAAAUCAAGAUUAUUCUCACUACAUUGGAGUAUUGUGAAGUUUUCAUUGAAAUGUCUGCUCAUAGAGUGUGGGGUUCGAAAGGACGAUGGUUUUUUAUAGUCGUAGUGCAGACAAUCAAGUGCCUUGGUCGUUUAGCUCUCACGAUGUUCUGUCGGAACAAUAUCGUUAACAACCCGCCCAUACCGGUAUUGGAUAGACGAAAUCUGAACGACGUUCGACAGACAGGAAAUGUGUCAUUCCAAAGCGAGGGUGAGACUGUUGUGUUGAAGCGCUCAGGGCGAGUAUUGCGGAAAGUGGAAGGAGCACCGCCUGUUAUGGCUCGUAACUGGAAACCGCUUAAACAUGAAAAUGUCAUACAAGUGGUCCAGUAUGAGGGACGUUUCAUUCGUACUGCCGAACUGAUGUACAUUCUAAAGCCGCUGAUACAUUUGGCUUGUAUUCGGAAGUACGGUUUGAAAAGUUGGAAAUCAUAUCUGGUGCCAAUGGCUAUAGAUGUUGCUAGCUUGAGAAUCUACUAUAGAAAUCGUGAGGACCUGUCCAAAGAGCAAAAGCAGGAACUUUCUCGUCGCUGUGUUUCGAUGCUACUUUAUCUGAUGCGCUCACCAUUUUACGAUAAAUAUAGCAAGGACAGAAUUGCUGGCUUGCUUAACAGAAUUGGCAAAAACGUACCAUUGACGGGAACAAUUACUAGCUUGAUUUUAUCUUACAUUCCGCACUGGCAGGAUACCUAUUUCUAUAUGUGGUCAAGUUAAUAAUCCAUUUGUGGCUGUGGUGGACAAAUAUAUUUUAGAAUUUAAUAACUAUAAGUUAUUUGUUGAAUUGGAAAUGGAUGUUUUGUAUUAAGUACGGCAACGAUGGGUUAUUUUAAAUUUAUUAGUAUUUUUAGCGCUGUGGUUGCGAGCCGUGGAAAUAAAAUUCGGUAAGAACAAUAGAUGCUAA
Malaya genurostris is the source of this 1348-nucleotide messenger RNA. It is a transcript of the gene Pex16, whose product is annotated as peroxisomal membrane protein PEX16. Gene Ontology annotation, biological process: peroxisome organization. The transcript is spliced from 4 exons. The coding region runs from base 151 to 1161 and encodes 336 amino acids. Gene Ontology annotation, cellular component: peroxisomal membrane. The record is from RefSeq and is a predicted model, not a curated record. NCBI's taxonomy places the organism in Eukaryota, Metazoa, Arthropoda, Insecta, Diptera, Culicidae.